CUGCAGCUAGCACCGAUCACUGCCUUAUUUUAUAUUACUAAUGUUCAAGAGGCAACAUGACAUCGUCUCAGCAGUGGCUACGGGUCUGUUUCUCGCUCCUGUGCAUUUAUGCAGCAGUUGAAUCCAAACGGAUUUUCAAAUGUCCUUCAGGAUGCACCUGCACCAAGGAGACCAUCAUCUGCGUCGGGACUUUACAGAUCCCACGGACCAUACCGAGUGAGAUCAACUCCCUGAGCCUGGUUAAUGGAUCCAUUUCUGAAAUCACAGAGGGAAUGUUUUCUCUAAUGCCCUCUCUUCAGCUGCUACUUUUAAAUGCAAAUUCUUUGACAACAAUAAAAGAUGAUGCUUUCUCUGGCCUACCACAUCUGGAAUAUUUAUUUAUUGAAGGGAACACGAUUGAAACCAUCACCAAAUAUGCCUUUCGUGGUCUGCGAGAUUUGACUCAUCUAUCGCUUGCCAAUAACAAGAUGAGGUUUCUGCCAAGGGAUCUGUUUUUUGACUUGGAUUCAUUGCUGGAACUGGAUCUGCGAGGAAACUCUUUCCAGUGUAUUUGUGAGAACAAGUGGCUGAUGAUGUGGCUGAAAAACACCAACGCCACAGUGUCAGAUGUCUUCUGUGCCGGCCCCAGUGACAUGAAGGGCAAGCGGCUCAAUGACCUUCCUAUCCCACCGGGCGAGUGUAUCUCCACAGGCAGCCACCAGCUGCCUGCACUGUACAAUCGCUGGAGGACUGGGCUGUCACUCAAAAACUGA
This is a messenger RNA of Notothenia coriiceps (black rockcod), 752 nucleotides long. RefSeq names its product leucine-rich repeat LGI family member 2-like. Gene Ontology annotation, biological process: inhibitory synapse assembly. The transcript has 7 exons. Gene Ontology annotation, molecular function: protein binding. The coding region runs from base 57 to 752 and encodes 231 amino acids. Lineage: Eukaryota; Metazoa; Chordata; Actinopteri; Perciformes; Nototheniidae. The record is from RefSeq and is a predicted model, not a curated record.